UUGGGCACCGCUCUCCACACAGUCUGGGUUUACCUUCCGUCGCGAGCGGUUGUGUUUUUUUGGCGCGCGCGCGCUUUCUCGGCGGUCAACUCGCAUAGCGUCAGCGGAGUCCGGUUUGUGGUAUGCUCUGCUUAGUGUUGUCCGGAUUUUUGUUUGUGCUUCACCCAUGAAACGUGUCCAGUUGUUGGUGCUUUAAAUUCGCAUUUCACCGUCAGAUUUGUUUUAUGUAAUCGUGGAUUGAAAGUUUGUACCUACAAGUGUAGCAGCGGAAAGUAGUAUCUUACGAAAAGCGGGAGUGGAAAACUGACGAAGAAAUGCCGUGUUGAAGUAUCAGUGACGAGAUAUGAAAAAUUGCAUUUAGGAGGAAAGUUGAUCCAGGACGAAGAAAGUUAGGAAACACAAGUGCUAGGCAGCAGUCUUGUACUGGAGGAGAGGUGAUUGGUGUAAAGUGAAACUGCCAAAGAGACAAGUGUCGCCGUCAAGGAGAAACAUUUCCUCAGGAUGGCAGCAUCCACGGGAAAUUCCAUUGAAAUAGGACAGUCGGAACAGGAGCUAGUUGGUUCGAAGAAGCGUAACACCAAGAAAUAUCUACUCAUAGGCGGCGGAGUAGCGAUAGUGCUGGCUGUUGUGAUCACCCUCGUCGUAGUGUUCACCGGAGAUGAUUCAAGCGACAAUGGCGAUAACAGUCCGAUCGUGUCCGGUGGAGAUCCGAUCACGUUGGAGGAUUUCCUCACCGGUAAGCUGUCGGCACGAGGUUUCAACGGUGCAUGGUCUCCGAGCGGAAAAGUGAUUUCACGGGACGAUGUUGGACGAGUGCUGGCAUACGAUCCGGCAACGAACGAGACCAAAACACUACUGGAUGAACAGCAUGAGGAUCUGCUGCAGGGAUUCAAGUUCGAUCUGUCGGCUGAUGAGCGAUACCUAUUGGUGGCUAGGGGAUACAGCAAGAUCUUCCGGCACAGUUUUCUGGCCGUGUACGACAUUGUUGAUCUUCAGAACAAUCGCGUCAUUCCGAUCAAUGUCAAUGGUGAAAGGAAAGCUCUCAAUGUAGUAGAAUGGAGUCCAGUGGGAAACUCAUUCAUAUUUGUGUUCCUCAACAAUCUGUACUAUAAGGCGUCACCCGAUGCUCAAGAGCUUCAGAUCACGAAUGACGGUGAGGCCAGCAUCUACAACGGAAUCCCGGAUUGGGUCUAUGAGGAAGAAGUGUUCUCCACGAACCUCGCCACGUGGUUCUCAACCGAUGGUCAGAAGCUUGCAUUCAUUAGGUUUAACGACACCACCACACGACUGAUGAAAAUUCCUAUCUACGGCCCACCUGGUCAUCCGGAAUUCCAAUAUCCUCAUGAACUUGCUUUGCACUAUCCAAAGGCUGGAACACCCAAUCCCUCUGUAAACCUCUAUCAGGUGGAUCUUGUGAACCCGUCAGUUAAGACUGAAAUAAAGCCGCCAGUUGCACUGGUGACCCCAGAAAACGAUCACAUCAUUACGUCCGUUGGCUGGGCUAGCAACAACCGUCUGAUAACCAUUUGGAAGAAUCGGGUCCAGAAUCACGCAAUCGUUACGACGUGUGAUCAAAACAAUAACUGCGGUGAAAUUCAAGAUAUCCGUGUCGAUGGGGGCUGGUUGGAGUUGUUCAGUGCACCCGUGUUCAAUAAAGAUGGAUCACAGUUUGUGAUCAUUAAGUCCCAGGAUCAACCCGAUGCAGGCGGUUACAAUCACAUCACUAUGAUGUCUACCCAAACCAGAAGUAGCAUGGCGUUCACCAGCGGAAAGUACGUGGUGCAGGAGAUUCUUUUGUGGGAACCGGAAACCAAUCUGAUCUUCUAUGCUGCCAAUACCGAGGAAGACUCGCACGUGCUGCACAUCUUCGCAGUACAGGGCCACUCUGGUGCCAAACCUAUGUGUUUGACUUGCACGGUUGGGUCGAGCCCGAAGCAGUCCUACUUCAAUGCACAGAUGAGCAAGAAGGGUAACUAUAUUGUGCUCGAAGCUAAAGGGCCGGGCGUUCCCUGGUCGGAGAUGUUCGAAUGGAGUUUUGCCAAUGGUGCUGUCAGUCUAAAACCCGUCAAGACGCUGGAAACGAAUACCGAGCUGAGAAACCGUUUGGAAGGCAAAUCCUUGCCGACCGUGCAGUACCACGAAAUCGACUUGGAAAAUGGAUUUACCUCCAAGGUGAUGCUGCUGAUUCCACCUGGUGCAGAUCUUAGUGGCAAAACGAAAUACCCGCUGCUCGUCGACGUCUACGGAGGUCCCAACUCCUAUUCGGUAACCAGCUCUUGGUCGAUUGGCUGGGGUCAUCAUAUGAGCUCGAACCGAUCGGUGAUCUACGCCAAGAUUGACGGUCGGGGGUCCGGCCUGCGAGGGGACAAACUGUUGUUCCAAAUCUACCGCAAGUUGGGAACGUUCGAAAUUGAGGAUCAGAUUACGACGGCGAAGAAACUGUCCGAAAAGCUGCCCUUCGUUGAUCCAGCCCGCGCUGCCAUUUGGGGCUGGAGUUAUGGAGGCUACGCAUCGGCCAUGGCGUUGGCCAAGGAUGCCAAUCGGGUUUUCAAAUGUGCUGUCUCUGUGGCCCCCGUCACUGAUUGGACGUUCUAUGAUUCCAUCUACACCGAGCGCUACAUGGGGCUGCCAACGGCGACAGACAACAAGCAGGGUUACGAGCAGUCUCGGCUGACGGCCAUGUACGAAAAGUUCCGGGAUCGGAAGUACAUGCUGGUGCAUGGAACUUUCGAUGACAACGUCCAUUAUCAACAGGCUAUGCAGCUCGCACGGGCGUUGGAAACCCACGAUAUUAUGUUCAAACAAGUGAGCUACCCGGAUGAAGACCACAGCCUCGCCGGAGUGCGACCGCAUCUGUACCACACGCUGGGCCGGUUCUUCAGCGAGUGCUUCGACCUGCGGGACUGACAUGGCCUUCUGGCCGAAGACGGCGAGCACCAAAUGUACUUCAUACCGGACAAUGAUUCCUUUGUCCCUAAAGACUUAUCCAGCCUUCUGCGGGAGUUCCACCUGCAAAAAGUCACAAAUGGCAGCAUGCCCGUCUUGUAAAUAGGUUUUAAAACUAAAUAGUCCAUUUCGGCGUACACCGCGCUACUGUAAAUAGUGGACCGACUUCUUGGGAUGUAAAUGUUAUUUUCUAAUGUGUCCUGUGGCGUCUGAAAUGUACAUUGUACAGCUAAUGCUACCCGGAACAGGUUUUGUGAUACUACACGACCAUCAACCAUUAUGAUAGAAACCCAUAUCUGCAGCACAAAAAGUAACAGAAACCACAUCAUAUGCCAAGUUUUACAAAUUACAUAAAUACUAGUCAGUAUUCAGAAGAAGAACGUGUAAAGUUUUCACCUUUCUGUUUUUUUUUGCUACACAUAUUAUAGAUAGUUACGACCGAUAUGUUUUAUGAAUAGAUUCGUUUUUUAAUCCAAAUUUUGAUGUUCUUCGGAGCGGUGUUCUGAAUGAAUGUUUUACAACUUGUAUGAGCUGUGUUAAAUGGUAGGUCACAAAUUGUAACUUGUUAUUUAAAUGUUGAUAAAUAAACAAUUUCAUACAGAA
Aedes albopictus (Asian tiger mosquito) is the source of this 3549-nucleotide messenger RNA. It is a transcript of the gene ome, whose product is annotated as venom dipeptidyl peptidase 4. Lineage: Eukaryota; Metazoa; Arthropoda; Insecta; Diptera; Culicidae. The transcript has 7 exons. Bases 502 to 2907 code for a protein of 801 amino acids. The record is from RefSeq and is a predicted model, not a curated record. Gene Ontology annotation, molecular function: serine-type peptidase activity; dipeptidyl-peptidase activity. Gene Ontology annotation, cellular component: plasma membrane. Gene Ontology annotation, biological process: proteolysis.